GGGACGGAGUGAAAUGGCAGCCUCUUCCUCAUCCUCUUCAGCCGGUGGAGUCAGUGGCAGUUCUGUAACAGGAUCGGGGUUCAGCGUUUCGGACAUGGCCUCACCCCGAAAAGCCCUCUUCACUUACCCCAAAGGAGCCGGGGAGAUGCUCGAAGAUGGCUCCGAAAGAUUCCUCUGUGAGUCUGUCUUCAGCUAUCAGGUUGCAUCUACGUUAAAGCAAGUGAAACACGAUCAACAAGUCGCACGGAUGGAAAAACUAGCCGGUCUGGUGGAAGAGCUGGAGGCAGAUGAGUGGAGGUACAAGCCAAUAGAGCAGCUCCUGGGAUUCACUCCCUCCUCGGGCUGAGCGUGUCUGGAUCGCUGCUGUCAGGGAGCAGAAGAAAAACAUUCUCUGGCCCGGCUUCAAAACACACCCCCGUUUAUCAGGAUGCUGACAGCUGCAUCGGCAGGACUGGGCUGCUUUUUUUUUUUUUUUUUUUAAGUUGAGAGUGAAGACCCCCCAAAAAGCCGCCAGUAAAUGGAAAUGACGGGAUUC
Molecule: messenger RNA, 535 nt
Organism: Charadrius vociferus (killdeer)
Lineage: Eukaryota; Metazoa; Chordata; Aves; Charadriiformes; Charadriidae
Gene: ANAPC16
Product: anaphase promoting complex subunit 16
Exons: 3
Coding region: 14-346 (110 amino acids)
Biological process (GO): protein ubiquitination
Cellular component (GO): kinetochore; anaphase-promoting complex; cytosol
Source: RefSeq, a predicted model, not a curated record